This is a messenger RNA of Gadus morhua (Atlantic cod), 341 nucleotides long. RefSeq names its product cytochrome c oxidase assembly factor 4 homolog (gene coa4). Bases 2 to 256 code for a protein of 84 amino acids. The transcript has a single exon. Gene Ontology annotation, cellular component: mitochondrial intermembrane space. The record is from RefSeq and is a predicted model, not a curated record. Gene Ontology annotation, biological process: mitochondrial respiratory chain complex IV assembly. Lineage: Eukaryota; Metazoa; Chordata; Actinopteri; Gadiformes; Gadidae.
UAUGUCCACCACAUCACCACCGCACAACCGCAGCCGAAGUGAAGAUGAGGACGACCCAAUCGACCUCAUGAUCUCACGCACUGGUUGUGGCGAGCUUCACUAUGCUGUCCAGGAAUGCAUGGCGGAGCACCAGGACUGGCGCAAGUGCCAAAGUCAAGUCCAGACGUUCAAAGACUGCAUGACAAGCUUUCAAAACUCAAGGAAAGAACUGCUCAAUAAGCAACAGCACGACUCCGCCAAGUCGGAACAUAACUGAACAUUAACCAUGUGGCUAAUUAAUGCAAAUUAUGUAAAUUCAUCUAGUGUAUCUUGUAAAUUCAUAAAUAUAUUGUUUUCCCGAG